CGGAAAUUCCAGUAGUUGUCAAACUUUAGACGAGUUACUACUGUGCAGUUUUUUUUUUUGGUGUGUCGUUUUAUCAGGAAUUUCAUUGGAUUAAUUGCCACAAAUCAAUGUAAUUAUACUCUUAUCGUACCAUCAAUCAAUUGUAGCAAGUAUUAGAUAAUUUGGCAUGGCAUUUAAUUGAUUAGCAGUGCGAAAAAUCAAUGGUGCAUUGAUUGUGAUCGAUUGUUUUUUUUUUGUGCGUGUGCCUUUGGGUAUUAAGAUUGAGAGAUCUUAUUGCAAAGAAGAAAGAAAUAUUGUAGAGACAAAAAUUUGGCAUUUAAGUGGUAGUUCCCGUAAUAAUUGAGUGCAGGAGUUGUCUUGAUGCUCGAAAGUGGAGCAGGUACAUAGAUGUCAUCCACGGGGAAGCAGAAGAAGGGCUCCUCGGGUGUGAGGAUCCUCUGGAUUCCCGGACGGAAGAAGCACAACUACAAAGGGCGCUAUGAGCCCACAAAUAAAGGACAGACCCAUGGGCAGCACACAAAGAAAAUCGAACCAUGGUCUCUCGGUGGAAGCAAAGGACAGCGUGACUUGGUCAAUCCAGACAUGCCAGGCACUUCGGAUGUGCCUAGCGUCGCCAGUAUGUUGCCCACAACGUGUGCAAUUGGUGCUACAACGGCCAAUAAUGAUGCUUCGGAUGUGGCUAGAAGUGCUAUGGAUGCUUCCAAGUUGGAGACUGUGAAGGAGGAGGAGGAUCGUGACUGUGAGCAUGGGUAUCCAGAAGGUGGAAAUAAUACAGCAACUCUAAUUCUCAAGGAUCGCAAGAAUGGCAGCUGUGUGUCCAAUACAGAUGAUUUGGACACAAUUGAAAAUUUGAGUGAAGCGGAGGGUGUGAAAAAAUCAACAAAUGAUCUGACGGAUGGUAUUCUCUAUCCUAAUACUGUGCCAAGCAAAAGGAAGAACAAGAAAAAGAAAAAGAACAAGCAGAAACAGGAUGAAUGUGAGGAACCGAAUGAAAAAUGUGUAACAUGUCUCUAUUAUACGCUCAUGUGCUGUGAAUGUACAAUUUCUUGAAGGAUGAUAUAUAAAACUGUUUUUCAAAAUUCCUAAUUUAUAAAGAAAAAGAAAGAAAAAAACAGUUUAUUUAAGAAAUUUUAUAGAAAUCUCUCAAAAUGAAAGAAUUCUAAGAAGAAAACGCACACAAAAAAAUUCGACGGUUAACAUUCCAAGUAUUUUCAGUAUUUAAAAAAAAUAGGGCAAUGAUAAGAAAGCAUAAAAUGUGAAAUUUUCCCUGAGAAAAAAAGACAAAUUUCCAUAUUGUACAAAAAAAAGAAAAAAAAGGAGAGAAGGAACAAGAAUUUAUUUUAUUUUUCUUAGAAUUUUAAGAAAAUUGCAUUAAAAUUUAAGAAAUUUUCCAUAAUCCUUGUGCAUUUGCAAUACACGAAAAAAAAGCAAUUCAGUAAGGUCCAAACGAAAAAAUCAAACAUAGAAAAAAGAUGUGAGGGGAAAAUUUGAUAAAUUAUAUAUUUUUUAUAAUUUUAUAUACACCAAGUAAAUUUUCAUAUUUAAUUGCAUCUUAAAUAUGAAGAAAAAAUUGAAUAGAAUUUUUGCAAUAAAGUUAUUUUAUUUAUAAUA
This is a messenger RNA of Phlebotomus papatasi, 1611 nucleotides long. RefSeq lists its product as uncharacterized. The record is from RefSeq and is a predicted model, not a curated record. NCBI's taxonomy places the organism in Eukaryota, Metazoa, Arthropoda, Insecta, Diptera, Psychodidae. The transcript has 4 exons. Bases 388 to 1050 code for a protein of 220 amino acids.